AAUUUAUGCCGGUUCGCUGAACGGUUUGAUUUAGAAGGAUUGGUUCUGAUAAACCGGUCGGUGAGGUUUUUUCAGUUUGCUCUCCGUCUCGCUUCACUCCUUUGCUGCAAGGUUCGCUUUACUAGUUACAUCCUGUAUAUGUGUAUAUCUAUACAUUUGCGAUUCAUUACGUUUUGAAAAUAUUCAAAGACAGGGGAGCAAAGAGCAGGAGAGAUACACCAGAAAGAGAUUGAUCAUGGCAUUCGGAGGUUCAGCUGUGGGUCCACCAGCAGGGGCAGGAGGACCAUCGGCGAUAAGGCC
Messenger RNA from Camellia sinensis, 300 nucleotides. Lineage: Eukaryota; Viridiplantae; Streptophyta; Magnoliopsida; Ericales; Theaceae. The record is from RefSeq and is a predicted model, not a curated record.